Messenger RNA from Mucor velutinosus, 372 nucleotides. RefSeq lists its product as uncharacterized. The record is from RefSeq and is a predicted model, not a curated record. NCBI's taxonomy places the organism in Eukaryota, Fungi, Mucoromycota, Mucoromycetes, Mucorales, Mucoraceae. Gene Ontology annotation, biological process: protein import into mitochondrial intermembrane space. Bases 1 to 372 code for a protein of 123 amino acids. The transcript is spliced from 4 exons. Gene Ontology annotation, cellular component: mitochondrial intermembrane space. Gene Ontology annotation, molecular function: zinc ion binding.
AUGUGUAAGCAUAUUCUCAACGCUCAGGUCGCUAUCCGUGCCCCCUGCUGUAAAAAGUGGUUUGAUUGUGCUGAAUGCCACGCAGCUGUAUCAGACCACAAUCUUAGAAAGACCAACGAAAUGGUAUUUGCAUGUAAGAAAUGCAAAAAGGUGUUCCGCAAAGACAUGACUGAUUACGAGGAAGAGGAUGAGUUUUGCCCUCACUGUGAUAAUCAAUACGUGGUGGAUGCGGUGAUGCCCGAAGCAUCCAUUGGUAUCGAAACUGAAGAUAUUCGUGUAGACAAUAGAGUUGUCAAGGAUGAUCGUUUAAGGACCAAACAGGAACAAAUUGACAGCAUUUUCAAGAUUGAUGGAUCGCAUAUGUUGGGAUAA